Molecule: messenger RNA, 828 nt
Organism: Drosophila biarmipes
Lineage: Eukaryota; Metazoa; Arthropoda; Insecta; Diptera; Drosophilidae
Gene: ND-B14.5AL
Product: NADH dehydrogenase [ubiquinone] 1 alpha subcomplex subunit 7
Exons: 1
Coding region: 59-493 (144 amino acids)
Biological process (GO): mitochondrial electron transport, NADH to ubiquinone; ATP synthesis coupled electron transport
Cellular component (GO): mitochondrial inner membrane
Source: RefSeq, a predicted model, not a curated record
UCAGCCAGGCCUUGUGUCUAAACUCCGAGCAACUCGACCAGCCCCACACGAAUUGGAGAUGCCCCCAAAGCCCAAGCACCGCGACGUGGCCGGCUUCCUAAGCCGGGUGCGCGACUUCUUCCUGGGCCGCACCCACAAGACGGCCCUGCGCUUCGCGGACACUGUCUCCCCGCGCACCCAGCCGCCCCCGGACAUUCCCAAGGGUCCUUCGCAGAGCCUGUUCUCCAACUACUACUACACCAGGGACCCCCGGCGAUUGGUCAAGCCGUCCGUCGACUUGGUCCUGGAGCAUAAGCAGAUGCUAGCUGCCAAGCUGAAGGCCGAAGAAGCUGCCAGGGCCGCCCAGGCCAAGUCGAGAGAUGCCCCAAUGGGUGGAGCUCCUGCCGCGCCUCCCAAGGAUUCCGACUCAGAGGACUGCCAUCAGUGGCAGGACUCCGGCGCAAAGAGACUUCCCACUCCGGGCCAGGUGCACUCCUGGGAGGGUCCACGUUAAUCGAGUUACUAGUUUCUGUAUUGACAACGCGUUGAAGAAUCGAGUGUGCUGCUACUUGCCUGUCUUUUGCAAAUGCACAGUGCGGCUAUUUACGAUUUUAGGCAGGACAAUUAAGGGGAUUCGCGGUGGAGCAAUGCAGCAGGUCGUAAAAAUGUAAAUCUAAUUAGACGUCAAGGGUGAAAAUCAUUUAUAGCACCUGCAUGAAAAUUUAAUUAAGCACACACAAUUAUCGAAGGCACAAGCUGGGACGCGGCGAAGGCGAGGUCCAAAGGGUUCGCUACAGGCCACAACAAUAAAUUUGCAGGCUUAAUAACCUUUAAUGCCAUCAAAAUGUA